Racocetra persica is the source of this 538-nucleotide messenger RNA. The record is from the annotation of a GenBank genome assembly. NCBI's taxonomy places the organism in Eukaryota, Fungi, Glomeromycota, Glomeromycetes, Diversisporales, Gigasporaceae.
AGCUGGUAGGAUGUUGCCAGCAGAAAAAGAAACCCGUCAAAGACAAUUAAAGGGAGAACAUUUGAUGAAUUCUGCACUAAGAGACAAUAUAAAUAAAAACUACUGGACCGUCAAUUCUGAAACAAUACAAGGAGAGCGACCACAAGCUAACUUUGAAGAAAGACCACAAGCUAACUUUGAGGAGAGAUCACAAGCUAAUUUUGAGGAGCGACCACAAUCCAGCAUUAAUGAUCAACUGCAAAUCAGUAUUGAGAAUCAAUUACAAUUCAAUGCUACUGAACAAUUACAACCUAAUACAACAGAACUCCCACAACAAGCACAACUUACUACUGAAGAACUUAUUUUUAACAUUCAAAGCCUAACAAGAGCCCUUGAUGACCUUGAUAUUAACCGAUUACAAGUUGUUCACGACCAAUUAUCAAGAGUUAUUAGUGAUGUUCGAAGACAGGAAAGGAAUUUUCAGAAUGGUGACUGGGUAGGUGAAAACCAGCGGGUAAAAUUCCCACCAAACAUGGGGUUUAACAAACAACGAAGAUAA